Molecule: messenger RNA, 2166 nt
Organism: Penicillium atrosanguineum
Lineage: Eukaryota; Fungi; Ascomycota; Eurotiomycetes; Eurotiales; Aspergillaceae
Exons: 4
Coding region: 1-2166 (721 amino acids)
Biological process (GO): DNA-templated transcription; regulation of transcription by RNA polymerase II
Cellular component (GO): chromatin
Molecular function (GO): RNA polymerase II cis-regulatory region sequence-specific DNA binding; DNA-binding transcription factor activity, RNA polymerase II-specific; zinc ion binding
Source: RefSeq, a predicted model, not a curated record
AUGGCUGAGAUCAUGGCACCCUCGGCAGGGGUUAGAAAGUUGGUGUGUCGUUUAUGUCAAAAAGGAUUUAUCAAGGCCGAGCAUCUACGAAGGCAUGAGCGUUGCCAUACCGGCUCCAAACCAUACGUUUGCAAAGAGUGUCGCCGUCCAUUUGCCCGGCAGGAUGCGCUUACCCGCCAUGAGAAGCUGCACCUGCGUGAUGUCAACGUGAAGAAUGGUCCUUCUCCCGCUUCGAUGCCUUCGGCAUCAUUGGAUUCUACUCCAUCGUGGGAUACUAGCAGUGCUUCAACAGCAGGCCCGGCUUCAACAUCUGCCACUAGUCACUCCUGGGGAGACUCGGCAUCUAAUCACCAUUCGAACAUGCACAAUGUUGCUUCCGAUUUGGAUUUUGCUCUUAUUUGGCCAGACUCGGAGGAUCUAUUCCAGAGUCUGAUGUCCUCCGAUACGGCAGAUCAAUGGCAGAUGCCCUUAGGAACACUGCCUUUUCCACCUGUCGUGCAGGAUGUCAAUGGAAUGAAUUUUGGAUCUCCCAAUUCUUUCCAUGAUCGGAGCUCCUCAGUCGGUGCAAUUCCUUCGGGGGGAGGCCAUCAGGCUGUGCGGGAUGUGACGGAAAUGGUGACCAGCUCGUCCUCGAGCGUUACAGCAGCAGUCAAGGCCACCUCCAUCACAUCGGUCUUUCUUGAUGAAUGUCUGCACAUGUUCUUUGUCCGUUUCAUCCCGACCUUUCCUGUUUUACACAGAGCCACCUUUGUGUUCAGGGAAUGCACCCAUGCAUUGUUACUGAAUGCCAUCGCCAUUGGAUCCUUGUACCUUGGUCCUAGUGACUCCGUGGCCAAAGGCGAAGCUCUCUGGCGACUAGCCCACACUGCCGUCGCCACAUCAUGGCAGUCUUUGAUCACCCAUAACGGCCCCUAUGAUACCUGCAAGGGAGUACAACUCAUGAUCACAGCCCUUCUGGGCCAGAUAUAUGGUGCUCUAUCCAAGAACCGGGCCAUUCGAACAACAAGUCAAGUCUUCCGCCCGCUGGGUUUCUUCUGGGCCAGGCAUUGUGGCAUGUACGAUAGCCAGCCAUACUCAAUGGAGAAUCUCCCCUCCACUGAUGCACCUGCCGCAGAAAAGGAUCACCAGUGGAGGAUAUGGUCUGCAAGGGAAAUCCAACAACGUGCCCUAUUGGCAUACUAUGUGCUCGAUGGGCUUGUCGCCCAAAUGUCUGGCGAUGGUGCUUCCGCUCGGCAUGUUUCCAACCCCUUGAGCCUUUCUAGUAGCGAGGCUGCCUUUGAUGCUAGCAACGCCGAUGAGUGGUUAGUACAUAUGCAUUCCCAGAAGCCCGAUCAAUCAUCCUUCCGCGCCGUCUUCCGAUCGUUGUUCCCUCCCGUUGGGAAUUUCCGGGCCCUGGAUUAUCAAUUUUCAGCAUUUUCUCUUCGCGUCGUGCUUGAAGGCCUCCAGUCAUUAAUCUCAGACUGUGACGAUCAUGAACUCACUGUCGGUGUGCCCAGCCUGUCAGAUGUGAGAAGAGCAUUGGCUCAGGUCCACGAGACUAUCUCCAUGAGUAUCCAUUUCUCUGCCGCUGAACGACUAGAGAUUUUGCUACGAUGGCACACAGUCUGCUUGGACACUAUGAUACACUCUACUGUUCUAUCUCGUCAUGUCUGUUCUCGCUACAAUAUCCCACAGCAUGUAUCUGGUGGCAGUCGAACAGUUGAACUCGGGUUCGAUCUUUUAGAAUGGGCCAGUACUGAAGAUGCCCGACGUGCAGUACUACAUGCCGUCGCCAUCCAAGAUAUCGUCGAGCAAUUACCUCGUGGUCGUGCCCAUGUUGUACACAUGCCAAGCUCUCUAUUUGCCGCCGCUACAAUCUACGUUGUCUUGUCUCUUGCUGGCGCGGCUACCGUUAACCUCCCCCGCACAAUUGUCUGGCAGGAAGCUUUGCUUUCCCAUUCAGACCUCCAUCUGGGCGACGAUAUUAGACCACCCUCUGGCUCGGACACUCGGCGCUUCGUCGAAACGGAACAGGGACUUUCGUCAAAUCCCUCGGGUGGCGCUGUUCGGAAUCUCCUUUACGAACUCAACUCAAUGCAGAAACUCUUUCGCUGCCUAUCGUCGCAAUGGGGCAUCGCUCGGGAUAUGGAAGAUAUUGUUGCUGAAUGGAUUCAACUCUGCCAUUAG